AUAGCGCUAGCGGUAUAGCAUAAUGAGCUUUCCAGUUUCGCACGUACACAGUACCCGGUACACACAUACGGUACACGCUUGCUUAGCUUUAUCACUUCCGCGUACAGUUCAUGAGAUAACUCUUAGUUUUUCACUAUGGCAUCGACAUUUUUGACGGAAGAUCCUGCAUACAAAAAUCUCCAGGCAUGCUACGACCGAAUUGGAAGCAAAAUGAACCUUAGUGAGCUGAUGAAUUCCGACCCGAAACGAUUUGAAAAAUACAGUCGAUGUAUUCAAACGCCGGAAGGAGACUUUCUCCUUGAUUUUUCCAAAAACCUUGUGAAUGAUGAAGUCUUUGGUCUCCUACUAAAGAUGGCUGAAGCCAGAGACUUACAGGGAGCUCGAGAUCGCAUGUUUACAGGAGAGAAGAUUAACUUCACCGAGGACAGGGCUGUGCUCCAUGUUGCCCUUCGUAACCGUUCUAACACCCCUAUCAUGGUCAAUGGCAAGGAUGUUAUGACGGAUGUUAAUGAAGUCCUCGGCCGUGUCAGGAGUUUUACCGAGUCUGUUCGUAGUGGUGCAUGGAAAGGAUACUCAGGAAAGGCUAUUACAGAUGCUGUCAACAUUGGUAUCGGAGGAUCAGAUCUUGGUCCAGUGAUGGUGACGGAGGCAUUGAAACCAUUCGCAGGACCACUCAAGGUUCAUUUCGUGUCCAACAUUGAUGGAACCCAUCUUGCUGAGGUCUUGAAGAAGGUUAAUCCUGAGACUACGAUCUUUAUUGUAGCAUCAAAGACAUUCACCACCCAAGAGACGAUCACCAAUGCUACCUCUGCAAAGAACUGGUUCUUGGAAACUGCCAAGGACCCUGCACACGUUGCCAAGCACUUUGUAGCUCUCUCCACCAAUGCUGAAAAGGUGUCAGCUUUCGGUAUUGACAAGAACAACAUGUUUGGAUUCUGGGAUUGGGUUGGUGGACGCUAUUCUCUGUGGUCAGCCAUUGGGACCACUAUCGCCCUUUACGUAGGCAUGGAUAACUUUGUGAAGCUUCUAGAGGGCGCUCACUUCGUGGACAAUCAUUUCCGUACCGCUCCGUUGGACCAGAACAUCCCUGUCAUCUUGGGUCUGUUGGGAGUCUGGUACUCCAACUUCUUUGGUGCAGAGACUCAUGCCCUUCUCCCAUAUGAUCAGUACUUGCAUCGCUUCGCAGCCUACUUCCAGCAAGGUGACAUGGAAUCCAAUGGGAAGUAUGUUACCCGUGAUGGACGACGUGUGGAAUAUAAAACCGGUCCCAUCGUAUGGGGAGAACCGGGAACUAAUGGCCAGCAUGCUUUCUAUCAACUCAUUCAUCAAGGUACUCGUCUGAUCCCAGCUGAUUUUAUUGCUCCUGUGGAGACCCAUAAUCCCAUCCAAGCAGGCUUACAUCAUGAGAUCCUCUUGGCUAACUUCUUAGCUCAGACCGAAGCUCUGAUGAAAGGCAAGACAAAAGGAGAAGCACAGAAAGAACUAGAGGCUUCUGGGAUGUCCGCUGAAAAUAUCAAACUCAUUCUUCCACACAAGGUGUUUGAAGGCAACCGUCCAACCAACUCCAUCAUGUUCCAGAAACUAACACCGUUUACACUCGGUGUACUGAUUGCUAUGUAUGAACACAAGAUCUUCACUCAGGGAAUCAUAUGGAAUAUCAACUCAUAUGACCAGUGGGGGGUGGAGCUCGGCAAGCAGCUUGCUAAGAUCAUACAACCCGAGCUCAAAGACGCCAACCCAGUAUCCACGCAUGACUGCUCAACCAAUGGCCUUAUCAACUUCAUCAAGAUCCACAGGAAGUAAGAGAGAAACCUGCCGAGCGAUCUCAACUCCCAUCUUUGAUGUGAAUUAGAUUGACCCCCGAAGAUAAAAGCAAAGGUAAUAUUUAUGCAAUCUAAUCUCGAGACAAAGAUUUAAAAUCGUACAUGUUUGUGAAUGGUUACGUAUUGAGAGAUUGGAAGAUUUGUGCUUUCCCAUAGAUCAGAUGACUUCAUGAUAUAUUGUCUAGCUAUUCUCAAAAGAUAUCAGUACUUCCUACCAUUUGUAUUACUCUUUUCAAAAGAGAAUAAUUUUGUUUUGUUUUGUAGAAUAUAUGCUAAUAUUGUAUACAGAGAUAAGGAUAUUUUUUUUUAGUUGUUUAACAAAUGAUUUGUGUUUGAAGAUAUAAUUUCCAGGUGCAUGUUCUGUGGUUCUUAGAUUUUUUAUUUAUUCAUGAAGCAUAAUGGUGUUAUGUAACCACAAUACAAUUGUAAAAUGGUUACUUAUAAGAAUAAUUAAACUUUUGAUUUAACUCAGAUAGUGAUCUUCCGCCCUUUCACACGAUUAAAAAAAAUCGUAAUUUGAAUGAUGAUUUCAGUGAAAAAUAAGGCUAAUGACGAAUAUUUAGCUUGUGUGAAAUCAAACUAGAACAUUGAUUAGAAUCACAAACGCUAAUCACAAUCACGAAUUCAAAUUUCACUCCGGCGGGGAAUUCCAUUUAAGUUUCACUCAAAUUACGGUACAAAUUUUGCGUGUGGAAGGCUUGACCUCCAAAACAUCUUUUGGGGAUGGGGGGCGAAGCUUACGUGACUUUUCAAGCACUUCCGUAGAUAAUACAAUUGUCAUGCACUCAUCGUAGUUUGUAUUUGCGAUGCAGCGCUUUGAUUGAAAGUCACCAAGGACACAUGACGCCUUCGCUCGGGAAUUCGAAUUCAAAUCAGUGUUCGAGUGAGCGUGUGAAAGGUCUGAUUAUUCUAAAGAUGAAUUGCAAUCAUUAUUAUAAUGAAUCAAGAUUCACGUGUGAAAAGGCCCCUUGUCUGAUCAGUUGGUCUGUCUCAUAAAUUAAUAGAUGUCUUAUCUUUUAUAAAAUGAGUUUAUCAUUUUAUGUAAUACAUGGGUGCUAUAGAGUACUUAAAUCCUAUUGAUUAAAUAUCUAACAGUGUUUUUAACUACACAUGAGUGAUAUUUAUCUCUUGUAUUGAAAGUCUGUUUGACAGAAUGGAUAAUUAGUCAUCCACUUUAACAUAUAUCUUUCUUCUUUGUAUUAUUGAGCCAAGAAAAUUAGUACAUUAGUAUACAGUAUUUGAAGGGUGAAAUUGGGUAUCUACAGUUUGUGAAAUUAUGAUAUGUAGGUAUGUAAAAUCAUGAAGGGUUUACAUUGCUUUUUACAUCAACUUACCUUAUAAUCAUUUUUUUUUGUUCUAUACCCCAAAUUUAGAGGUUUCUCUAUUCAAAGUAACACCCAAUAUUAUUUUCAACAUCAAAUUUGUUUGAGGAUAACUUUAACUUUAUCUAUUAUUUUAAAUGAAAAAGAAUUAUAAUCCUAUCCCUGUUCCAAUUUAAUGAAUAAAACGUGCUCAACCAAUAGGAUCAAUGGGCUUUAUUUUCAUUUUGAAAUAGUGAAGAUGAAAUGUUGUGCUUUUAUAGUUACUGUAGAAUUUCCAUGCUGUGCUUCCUGUGACGGCUCUCUGAAUGAAAUAAAACAUAUCGAUGAAAUAAUUUAAAGAGUGAAAUAGAAUAAUGUAUAUGUUCAAUUGUUGAUAAAACUAAGAAAUGUAACAUUAUUUUACAUUGACUUGUUGAAGAACAUACAUGUAUUUUAAAAAUAACAAUUUUAUUUCAUUGAUUUGUCCAACGUCACAAAAUCUGUUUGUUGACUUUUACUACACUGUGUAGUAGUCUCAGACAAGCCUCAGUCCUAUUUUGCUAGAAUUAUUUCACUGUGUUUACUGUUUACACCUUGGUACUGUAGUCACAAUGAAGAAAAUAGAUUUUAUAUUAUAAAAAAUUAUGUGUAUGAUUACAAUCGAUUAAUAUUUGAAGAACAUUUUAUAUAAUGUAUUUUGUGCACCUUAAUCUCCUCAAUAAAACUACAUGUAGUUUGAGAUAGAUUUCGAA
Molecule: messenger RNA, 3876 nt
Organism: Lytechinus pictus (painted urchin)
Lineage: Eukaryota; Metazoa; Echinodermata; Echinoidea; Temnopleuroida; Toxopneustidae
Product: glucose-6-phosphate isomerase-like
Exons: 14
Coding region: 136-1803 (555 amino acids)
Biological process (GO): gluconeogenesis; glycolytic process; glucose 6-phosphate metabolic process
Cellular component (GO): cytosol
Molecular function (GO): carbohydrate derivative binding; glucose-6-phosphate isomerase activity; monosaccharide binding
Source: RefSeq, a predicted model, not a curated record